Neohortaea acidophila is the source of this 4317-nucleotide messenger RNA. Its product is annotated as ABC transporter. Gene Ontology annotation, molecular function: ABC-type transporter activity; ATP binding; ATP hydrolysis activity. Gene Ontology annotation, biological process: transmembrane transport. The record is from RefSeq and is a predicted model, not a curated record. Lineage: Eukaryota; Fungi; Ascomycota; Dothideomycetes; Mycosphaerellales; Teratosphaeriaceae. The transcript is spliced from 5 exons. Gene Ontology annotation, cellular component: membrane. Bases 1 to 4317 code for a protein of 1438 amino acids.
AUGCCUCAAAGAAGCUCGUCCUGGGGCACACCCAUUGGCAGUGGUGCUGGGGAGGAGAUAGUCCGCACGAUAUCGAAUGCUCUGUCGAGAACUUUCUCCAACCAGAGUUAUCAUCAUGAAGAUGCCGCCCUAUCGGACUCCAGCAUCGAUGAAAAGUCAACGACCAAGGCGGCUGAUUGGCACAUGAGGGAUGAAGUCAAGGCCAUGGCGGAGCAAACCGAGAAAGAUAGUGGCAAGGAGCGACGACUCGGUGUUACCUGGACGAAUCUCAUUGUCAAAGGCAUUGGAGCGGACGCUGCCUUGCACGAGAAUGUCCUCAGUCAGUUCAACAUCCCGACUCUCAUCAAGGAGGGUCGACAAAAAGCUCCACUCAAGACCAUCGUCGACAACAGCCAUGGCUGCGUCAAGCCCGGAGAGAUGCUGCUUGUUCUCGGUCGACCUGGUGCCGGCUGCACAACGCUCCUCAAGAUGCUGGCCAACCGCCGACUGGGCUAUGCCGAAGUCACGGGCGACGUGAAAUUCGGCUCGAUGGAUGCCAAAGCAGCCAAGCAGUACCGAGGGCAGAUUGUCAUGAAUACCGAAGAGGAGCUUUUCUUCCCGACCCUCACCGUCGGCCAGACCAUGGACUUUGCCUCACGGAUGAAGGUCCCUUACAAGGUGCCUUCGAAUAUCAAGGACCAGAAAGAAUUUAAAAAUAUGAUGCGGGACUUCCUGUUACGCUCCAUGUCGAUCGAGCACACUCAUGACACGAAAAUCGGCAACGAGUUUGUGCGAGGUGUGUCGGGCGGAGAGCGAAAGCGUGUCUCCAUCAUCGAGACCAUGGUCUCCAGAGGAUCAGUGUUCUGCUGGGACAAUAGCACGCGCGGUCUGGAUGCGUCGACGGCCCUCGAGUACACAAAGUGCGUUCGUGCCAUGACGGACAUCCUCGGACUCAGCUCCAUCGUCAGUCUUUACCAGGCGGGCAAUGGAAUCUACGACCUUUUCGACAAAGUCUUGGUGCUGGACAACGGCAAGCAGAUCUUCUACGGACCCAUGUCCCAGGCGCAGCCCUUCAUGGAGGAGUUGGGCUUCGAGUACACCGACGGCGCCAACGUGGCCGACUAUUUAACGGGUGUCACGGUCCCCACAGAAAGAAGAAUCACGCCUGGCAUGGAAGACCGAUUCCCACGCAAUGCCGAUGAGCUCCGGGCAGCAUACGAGAAGACGGACAUCAGGCCGCAAAUGGAAGCAGAGUACGCCUACCCCGAGACCGACGAAGCCAAACUAUACACCCAGAACUUCCAGGAAAGCGUGCGGUCGGAGAAACAUCGAGGCCUGCCCAAGAAGUCGCCUCUCACCGUCGGUUUCUCCACGCAAGUGAGCGCCGCAAUCACAAGGCAGUACCAACUCAUCUGGGGCGACAAACCGACCUUCUUCAUUACCCAGGGACAGACGAUCCUGAUAGCACUCGUUGCCGGAUCUCUCUUCUACAACGCGCCCAACAAUUCGUCGGGGCUAUUCGUCAAAGGGGGCUCGCUCUUCCUUGCACUGCUCUACAACUCGCUACUUCCCAUGUCCGAAGUGACCGGCUCCUUUGCUGCUCGCCCCGUUCUCGCCAAGCAUCGUGGAUUCGCCCUCUACCACCCGGCGGCGUACUGUAUCGCCCAAAUCGCCGCAGACAUCCCCAUCAUCUUCGCCCAGAUUACGCUAUUCUCCCUCCCGCUAUACUGGAUGACGGCCCUCAAGCCUACAGCGGCUGCUUUCUUCACCUAUUGGGUCGUCAACUAUGCAGUCUGUAUGUGCAUGACAGCACUUUUUCGCGCGAUUGGAGCCGCGUUCUCAACCUUCGACGGCGCUUCGAAGGCGUCUGGCUUCAUCUUUGGCGCCUUCGUCAUGUACGUGGGCUACCAGAUCCCCAAGCCAAAUAUGCACCCUUGGUUCGUGUGGAUCUAUUGGAUCAACCCACUGGCCUACGGCUAUGAGGCGCUCUCUGGCAACGAGUUCAGCGGAGCUAUCAUCCCUUGCGUCAACAACAAUCUCGUGCCGAACGGGCCGGGCUAUACCAAUAACCAGUUCCAGGCUUGCACGGGUGUCAGGGGCGCUCCCUCAGGCGCUGCAUCACUGACGGGUGCCGAAUAUCUCCACGCUCUUUCGUACAGCUCCUCGCGUAUCUGGCGCGACUUUGGCAUCAUCUGGGCCUGGUGGGUGCUGUUCGUUGCUCUCACAAUCUUCUUCACGUCCCGGUGGAGUCAGGUCUCCGGCAACACCGGCUUUCUGGUGAUUCCGCGCGAGAAGGCGAAGAAAGCAAAGCAUUUGGUCGCGGACGAGGAGUCACGAAAACCGUCGCCAUCUGGGUCGGAUGAGAUGGUCAAUGUGGAGAAGCCACGGGAAAAGCGGGACGACGGGGACAAUCAGCUGAUUCGCAACACUUCGGUGUUCACGUGGAAGAACCUGUAUUACACUGUCAAAACUCCCUCUGGGGACCGAGUGCUUCUUGACAAUGUUCAGGGGUGGGUCAGGCCUGGUAUGCUGGGUGCUCUGAUGGGGUCUUCGGGUGCGGGCAAGACGACCCUACUCGACGUCCUCGCGCAACGAAAGACCGACGGAACGAUCAACGGGAGCAUCAUGGUUGACGGGCGUGACCUACCAGUGUCUUUCCAACGAUCGGCGGGGUACUGUGAGCAGCUCGAUGUGCAUGAGGACCACUCCACCGUCCGCGAGGCCUUGGAAUUCUCUGCUCUGCUACGACAAAGCCGCGACACCCCGCGAGAAGAGAAGCUCAAGUAUGUGGAUACCAUCGUCGAUCUGCUGGAGAUGCACGACAUUGAAAAUACACUGAUUGGAUCAACGACUGCUGGUCUUUCGGUCGAGCAACGCAAGCGUCUAACGAUCGGAGUCGAGCUCGUCUCGAAACCCACCAUUCUGAUCUUCUUGGACGAACCGACGUCCGGCCUCGACGGACAAGCGGCGUUCAACAUUGUUCGCUUUUUGCGUAAGCUGGCCGACGCGGGCCAGGCAGUGUUAGUUACCAUUCACCAGCCUUCCGCCUCACUGUUUGCCCAAUUCGACACUCUGUUACUCCUCGCAAAAGGAGGCAAGACCGUCUACUUUGGCGACAUUGGGAACGAUGCUCAGACGAUCCGCGACUACUUUAGCCGCUACGAUGCUCCUUGCCCGCCCCACGCCAAUCCUGCAGAGCACAUGAUCGAUGUCGUAUCCGGCCAGCUCAGUAAAGACCGAGACUGGAAUCAAGUCUGGCUGGAGUCUCCCGAGUACACUGCCAUGACCGAAGAGCUCGACCAGAUGGUCUCUGAAGCAGCUUCCAAGCCCCCCGCCACUGUCGACGAUGGGCACGAAUUCGCUACGACCUUGUGGACGCAGAUCAAACUGGUCACCAAUCGCAACAACGUUUCCCUCUACCGCAACGCGGGGUACGUGAAUAACAAAGUCGCCCUGCACGUCUUCCAAGGCCUGUUCACCGGCUUCAGCUUCUGGCAGAUUGGCGACGGCGUCGCGGAUCUCCAACUCCGCCUGUUCGCCAUCUUCAACUUUAUCUUCGUCGCGCCGGGCGCGCUGGCGCAGCUGCAGCCGCUCUUCAUCGACCGCCGCAACAUCUACGAGGCGCGGGAGAAGAAGUCGAAGAUGUACCAUUGGGUCGCCUUCGUCACGGGGCUGAUUGUCUCCGAAUUCCCUUACCUCGUUGUCUGCGCUGUGGGGUACAUGCUCACGUGGUACUACACCGUCGGCUUCCCGCUCAACAGCAACAAGGCCGGCGCCGUCUUUUUCGUCAUGCUCUUUUACGAGUUCAUCUACACGGGUAUCGGGCAAGCCAUCGCCGCCUACGCCCCCAACGCCGUCUUCGCCGCCCUCGUCAACCCCCUCGUCAUCACCAUCCUCGUCCUCUUCUGCGGCGUCCUCGUCCCCUACGCCGAAAUCCAAGCCUUCUGGCGCUACUGGCUCUACUACCUCAACCCCUUCAACUACCUCAUCGGCAGCCUGCUCGUCUUCACCACCUGGGACGCCAAAGUCGUCUGCAAGCGCUCCGAGCUCGCCAUCUUCGACACCCCCGGCGGCGGCACCCAGACGUGCGCCGACUACCUCGCCGACUACCUGCGGGGCGCGGGCGCGCACUCGAAUCUGCUGAACCCCGGCGCCACCGCGGGGUGUGAGGUGUGUCAGUACCGCUCUGGCUCGGAUUAUUUGUACACGUUGAAUUUGAAGGAGUAUUAUUAUGGGUGGAGGGAUGCGGGGAUUGUAGUGAUUUUUGCCAUUUCGUCGUACGCUUGUGUGUAUCUGUUGAUGAAAUUGCGAACGAGAGCUAGUAAGAAAGCUGAGUAG